This is a messenger RNA of Sorex fumeus (smoky shrew), 1805 nucleotides long. RefSeq names its product zinc finger protein 345. The transcript is spliced from 4 exons. Lineage: Eukaryota; Metazoa; Chordata; Mammalia; Eulipotyphla; Soricidae. Gene Ontology annotation, molecular function: RNA polymerase II cis-regulatory region sequence-specific DNA binding; DNA-binding transcription factor activity, RNA polymerase II-specific. Gene Ontology annotation, biological process: regulation of transcription by RNA polymerase II. The coding region runs from base 300 to 1733 and encodes 477 amino acids. The record is from RefSeq and is a predicted model, not a curated record.
GGACAAACGGCCUCUGAGCUCAGCGGGAGAAGGCUGGGUUCGACUGAUCAGGACCUGAGCGCAACCCGGCUAAGAAGAUCCGAGCAGCUCUAGGUGCCCAGAGGCCUCUAGAGUGGAAUAAGGAAUGGCUAGUGAACAUCCACAAGACAACUGCAAGAAUCACUUGAGUCGUGCAGGAAGAUGAGUGAGGCGCCGUGUCUGCCAGACAGGAUCAUCCAGCAGUGCCGCAGACAAUGAAUCCAGGUUAAGCCCAAGAAAUUAUUUCUGAAAAAGGAUUUAUAUGGAAUAGAAUCAUCCUCAUGAGAGAUAUGGAAAGAAUUAUAAAAAACAGCAUUGAAUGUUCAAGUUUCAGAGGUGACUGGGAAUAUAAAAGCCAGUUUGAGAGAAAGCAGAAAACUCAGGAAGGACAUUUCAGUCAAAUGAUAUUUACUCCUAAAGACAUGCCCACUUUCAAUAUCCAGCAUCAGAGAAUUCAUGCUAAUGAGAAACUCCUUGAGUGUAAGGAAUGUGGGAAGGAUUUUAGUUUUGUAUCAGUACUUAUUCGACAUCAGCGAAUUCAUACUGGUGAGAAACCUUAUGAGUGUAAAGAAUGUGGCAAGGCCUUUGGUAGUGGUGCGAACCUUGCUUACCAUCAAAGAAUUCAUACUGGUGAGAAACCUUAUGAAUGUCAUGAAUGUGGGAAAGCCUUUGGUAGUGGUUCAAAUCUUACCCACCAUCAAAGAAUUCAUACUGGUGAGAAGCCUUAUGAAUGUAAGGAAUGUGGGAAAGCAUUUAGUUUUGGGUCAGGCCUUAUUCGUCAUCAGAUAAUUCACAGUGGUGAAAAGCCUUAUGAGUGUAAGGAAUGUGGGAAGUCUUUUAGUUUUGAAUCUGCCCUUACUAGGCAUCACAGAAUUCAUACAGGUGAAAAACCUUAUGAAUGUAAGGAUUGUGGGAAAACUUUUGGCAGUGGUUCCAACCUUACUCAACAUCAGCGAAUUCAUACUGGUGAGAAACCGUAUGAAUGUAAAGCAUGUGGAAUGGCCUUUAGUAGUGGUUCUGCCCUUACUCGACAUCAGAGAAUUCACACUGGUGAGAAGCCCUAUGUGUGUAAUGAAUGUGGAAAGGCUUUUAGUUUUGGAUCAGCCCUUACUCGACAUCAACGAAUUCACACUGGUGAGAAACCUUAUGUAUGUAAGGAAUGUGGAAAGGCUUUUAAUAGUGGCUCAGAUCUCACUCAGCAUCAAAGAAUUCACACUGGUGAGAAACCCUAUGAAUGUAAGGAAUGUGAAAAAGCCUUUAGAAGUGGUUCAAAACUUAUACAGCAUCAAAGAACGCAUACUGGUGAGAAACCCUAUGAGUGUAAGGAAUGUGGGAAGGCCUUUAGUAGUGCUUCAGACCUUUCUCAACAUCAAAGAAUUCAUACUGGUGAGAAACCCUAUGAAUGCAAGGAAUGUGGAAAGGCAUUUGGUAGUGGCUCAAAACUUAUUCAACACCAGCUAAUUCACACUGGUGAAAAGCCCUAUGAUUGUAAAGAAUGUGGAAAGUCCUUUAAUAGUGGCUCAGCUCUCAAUCGACACCAGAGAAUACAUACACGUGAAAAAGGCUUUAAUUAUAAGGAAUGUGGUAAUAUAUUUGGGAAGGGAUCAGAAUUGCAACAAUAUAAGAAAAAUCACAUCAGAAUCUCUGAAUUGGAAACUCUAGAUUGGGAUGAUGGAAAUGAAGAACUUCAACAUAGGAAAAUUCAUACUAGUUAGAGCCUACAAAUGUAAUUAAGGUAUAAAUAGUAUACUUUGCCACCUCAUUAUUUACAGACUAUAUAAGGGAAA